CCGUUAAUUCAUGAUUGCCUCUUUUGUGCUCUGUGAGUGAGUUUGUAUACACGCGCAACCAAGCGAUUACGCUUCGUGGCAGCGUAAAAACAAAGGUGGGAAAAAAGGUUAAAAGGCGAUUCGUUCAAUCUGCUUCGCGCGCGCAUUAUCCCGAGGAUGGAGAACAGCGGCGAGAGCGGCGAUGACGGUCCGCUGGGGUCGACGUUCCUGGGCGGUAGUGCAGUCGCGGCGUCCUACAUCGGCGUACAGUCGGAUGACAUGGAAGAUGAUCCUGAGAACACGGAUGAUUCGAAUCAUGGGGCAGAUCCCCUGCAAAGCCCCGGAGUUUCCACCGUCGGUGGACCGCUUCGCGAGCAGGAUCGCUUCCUGCCGAUCGCGAACGUUGCCAAGAUCAUGAAGCGGGCUAUCCCAGAGUCUGGAAAGAUUGCCAAGGACGCACGUGAGUGCGUGCAGGAAUGCGUCUCAGAGUUUAUCUCGUUUAUUACAUCGGAGGCAAGCGACCGGUGUCACAUGGAGAAGCGUAAGACUAUCAACGGCGAGGACAUUCUGUUCGCCAUGACCACGCUCGGCUUUGACAAUUAUGUCGAACCGUUGAAGGUGUACCUACAGAAAUAUCGCGAGGCGACGAAAGGCGACAACCCGCAAGGGAAUGUACCCGCUGCCGCCGGCAACGGGAAGACGGAGCCGCAGAGCAUGUAUGAGGAUCAACUGUUCGCCAUCACCGCGACGGCGUCCAGCGUGACCACCUCCGAUUCGUCAGUUAUCUACAGUUAUGCGUCGAACGAGCAGAUGCAGUUCCAGCUUUCCUGAUCACUGGGAGUUGAAGUGAUAUUGAUAUAAUAAGUAUUUAUCGCGUAUCUGUUCCCGAGACACACGGUGCGUGAUCUAUGUGUGUGUAUGUGUGUGUGUGUAUGUGUGUGUGUGAGAGAGAGAGAGAGAGAGAGAGACAUGGGCAUGAGAAAUGGAUCGCGUGAUCACAAUGAAUUCAAUCGCACGUGGGAAGAGGAAGUACGGCUUUUUGCCUAGCAAUAUGCGUAGAGCAACGUAAUUUAAGUUUUAAUAUUAAGAUCAUGAUCAUAUUGUAAGAGAUUCGGUCAAGGCGAAGUGUCGGAGAGAUAAGAGUAAACUUUAAUCUUUGUAAAGAAACAACUUGUAUAAGCGUGAGAGCGUAAAAGAAAAUAAACCAGGAGGCUUCGCGAACGAGAA
Monomorium pharaonis (pharaoh ant) is the source of this 1206-nucleotide messenger RNA. RefSeq names its product nuclear transcription factor Y subunit B-4 (gene Nf-YB). Gene Ontology annotation, molecular function: RNA polymerase II cis-regulatory region sequence-specific DNA binding; DNA-binding transcription activator activity, RNA polymerase II-specific; protein heterodimerization activity. The record is from RefSeq and is a predicted model, not a curated record. NCBI's taxonomy places the organism in Eukaryota, Metazoa, Arthropoda, Insecta, Hymenoptera, Formicidae. Gene Ontology annotation, cellular component: CCAAT-binding factor complex; nucleus. Gene Ontology annotation, biological process: regulation of transcription by RNA polymerase II. The transcript is spliced from 2 exons. The coding region runs from base 157 to 810 and encodes 217 amino acids.